Kogia breviceps (pygmy sperm whale) is the source of this 1858-nucleotide messenger RNA. NCBI's taxonomy places the organism in Eukaryota, Metazoa, Chordata, Mammalia, Artiodactyla, Physeteridae. The record is from RefSeq and is a predicted model, not a curated record.
AUGGUUUCCAUAAUGGAUAUCACCAUGCCUAAGAAGUUUUACCAUCUUCUGAUUUUUAAUUUGACUCUGAUUGAAAUUGUUCUAAGUGGGAAUGUGCUAAUUUAGCCAAUGGAUGGUAGCCAUUGGUUAAACAUUAAGACCAUUUUAGAAGAGUUGAAUCAAAGAAAUCACAAUGUGACUGUAUAGGCUUCAUCAGCAACUAUAUUUGUUAACUCCAGUGAUGAUUCUCUUGUGAAUUUUGAGGUGAUAUCUGUUUCCUACAAGAAAAGCAACAUCGUCCUAAUUGAACAUCUGAUAAUGCUGUGGAUAGAUCACAGACCGACUCCUCUCACGCUCUGGACUUUCUACAAAGAACUAGGAAAAGUCCUACAUACUUUUUUUCGAAUUAAUAUACAAAUCUGUGAUGGAGUAUUAAAGAACCCCAAGUUACUGGCAAGACUUCAGAAAGGAGGCUUUGAUGUGCUGCUAGCCGACCCAGUAACAGUCUACAGAGACUUGGUAUCUCUGAAAUAAGGAAUUCCAUUUAUUUACACGUUGAGGUUCUCUCCAGCCUCAGCAGUGAAGAGACACUGUGGAAAAAUCCCAGCACCUGCCUCCUAUGUACCUGUAGCACUUUCAGAGCUCACUGACCAGAAGACCUGUGGCGAAAGGGUUAAAAAUACCAUACCUUAUCGGCUGCAAGACUUUAUAUUUCAGUCCUACUGGGGACAAUGGAAUUCAUAUUAUAGCAAAAUCCUGGGAAAACAUACCACGUUAUGUGAAAUGGUGGGGAAAGCUGAAAUGUGGUUGAUUCGAACAUACUGGGAUUUUGAAUUUCCAUUCCCUUACUUACCUAACAUUGAAUUUGUUGGAGGACUGCACUGCAAGCCUGCAAAACCCCUACCUAAGGAGUUAGAAGAGUUUGUUCAAAGCUCUGGAAAAGAUGGAGUUGUGGUGUUUACUCUGGGGUCAAUGAUCAAAAACCUCACAGAAGAAAUGUCUAAUGUGAUUGCAUCAGCCCUUGCCCAGAUUCCUCAGAAGGUCCUAUGGAGAUACACAGGAAAGAAACCAGAAACUUUAGGAGCCAAUACCCGACUAUAUGAGUGGAUUCCACAGAAUGAUCUUCUUGGUCAUCCCAAAACCAGAGCUUUUAUUACUCAUUGUGGAACCAAUGGGAUCUAUGAAGCUAUUUACCAUGGUGUCCCUAUGGUGGGAAUUCCCCUGUUUGGUGAUCAGCAUGAUAAUAUUGCUCGUAUGAAAGCCAAAGGGGCAGCUAUUGAAGUAGACUUGCAAAGAAUGACAAGUUCCGAUCUGCUUAACGCUUUGAAAGCAGUUAUUAACAACCCUUCCUAUAAAGAGAAUGCUAUGAAGUUAUCAAGAAUUCACCACGAUCAGCCUAUGAAGCCCCUGGACCGAGCAGUCUUCUGGAUUGAGUUCAUCAUGCGCCACAAAGGAGCCAAACACCUUCGGCCAGCCAUCCACAACCUCACCUGGUACCAGUACAAUUCUUUGGAUGUGAUUGGGUUCCUUCUAGCAUGCGUGGCAACUUUUAUAUUCCUGGUCACUAAAUGUUGCCUGUUUUGUUACUGGAAGUUUGGUAAAACUACAAAGAAGAAAAAGAAAGAGUAGUGUUUUUUUUGUUUUUUUAACAGUUGGGCUGGAAACCUUGAUAAGGUCCAUCUGAAUUAACCCAGCCACUGAUUUGAACAGAUUCCUCUCCUACUCUCCUGGGUUCUUAUCCAUACCUCAGCUUAUCAAGUCAAAGAUCAAAGACUCACCCCCAAAAUGUGCCACAUGAUUUAGAAUUAAGAUUUAAAAUAAUCUAUUCUUUAAAAAGAGAGGAUAAACAAAUAAACACAUGGAAGUUGCUACCAUUAAA